UCCUGCCCCACCCGCCCAGGGCAUACCUGGGCAAAGGGAUUCAGACAAGCCAGCUCCUGCCCCCGUACUGACGUGCUGCGCCCCAGGGUGGGUCGCCUGUAUUCUGAGCAGUCCCAUGGGACAUCCUGAGAGAGAGGAUGGUGGAGUCCAGUGUCAGGACCUCAUCUGGCCCUUGGCUGAGACUUGGUGCAUGGUGACCUUCUCAAUCCCGUAUCUUGGGGGACCUGGAGCAGUCAGGCACUUCGAGAUGAGGAACUAGGGCCCCUGAGAAUGGGAGUGGGUGCACAGUGAUGCAGGAGGUGCCGCAGCUGUGCCCUGUGUCGUCCUUCUGUCCCUCUGCCUCGGCUACAGCCCAAGCCUUGCGGUGCCACCAGGGCCAGGGCUUCGGAGGGUGCUUCCACAAAUCCACGUGCCUGCCAGGCUCCAGCCACUGUGUCACCAUCGCCACCUGUGAGUCGGGGACAUGCAGGGUGGGCUGGCCAGCGGAGGAGACCCUGGCUUGGAGGGGCCAGAGCCUGAUCCAGAUGCCCAGCAAGUCAGGAGGAGAGCAGGGACAGCGCCCGCCACCUCAGUCCAGGAGAGAGCCUGAGCAAGGGGGUGGGGGGCAGACCUCGGCUUGGUGGCUGGGGGUGGGGGAUGCAGGCAGCUCAAAGCCUCAGGGAACCUGCAGAGCUUUUCUCCUGUCCACCCCAGGAGUCCACUCCAGCUUCAAGGACCUGCCUCUGGUCACCAAGAUGUGUUAUAGUGGCUGCCCUGACAUCUCCACCCUGGGCCUGGUCCCCAAUACGUCCAUCGCCUGCUGCCAUGCCAGCCUCUGCAGCCAUGACUGACUGCCUCCUCCACUCCCAGCUGGUCACACUGUCCUGCCUCCCAGAGCCCACAGACCAGCCCUGGACCUCAGGCAGCCACUGCUCCUGCCGCUCAGAAGGCAGCUGUGGUGGGGCACUGGGGCUGGGGGCCCAUGAGGAGCACCCCAACCCAGGGCAGGGGUCAGGCAGCUGGAGACUUAGGGGCUGUGCAGGAGUGGGUCAGAGGAAGGGGACAGGCCCUGGGGAGAGGGAGGGGCCUUUGGGGCAUAAGGAGGUGGGAGGGUGGCCGGAGGGUGAGCAGACAGGUGAGAGGGUGAGCCUGGAGGCAGCCCCCCACCACAUGCAAACACACGCGCACACAUGCACAUCAGCAAACAGUUGUGGCUCCGGAGAGCCUUGGGCUGCAAGGUGGAGCAGGACCCCAGCAAGGGAGAGCACACUUCUUCCCCAAGCACUCUGCCUGGCCCUCUCCUUGGCCUUUCUUAUUCUCACCUUGGGAACAUUCUCAUGGAAGAAAACAUGGAAAAGCCAACGCAAUCAGAGAGGUGCCCACCCAGGAGGCGUGCUGUCCCAGCAGAGAAUGACCCAGCAGGAGUGGCAGGGAGGGUCGUCGCGGGGGGUGGGGAGGCUGGGGAGGCCCCAGUAGGCCCCCAUGGAGCCGGGGCUGCUGACGGCUGCUCCUCACACUGGCAGGGCAGACGGAGCCCGGGGGUGGGCUCGGGGACCACCCCGAGGAGAUCACAAAGUCGGCUCCCACCUUCCCUCUCAUUGCAUGGAGAGGCAUUCCAAUUGAAUCAAAGAUUUAGAUCCAAAAAGAGACUUUUUAAAUGACAGUUCAGAUAGAAAAGAAAGACACAUUCUUCAAAUAAUUGAAACAGUUACCAGAUUCUGUCGUAGGUGUACCCGAGAGUCAGGACACACAAUGUUCACACACUUAUUCAUGGGUGUCCACAGCCCCACUUUUCAUAAUAGUCAAAACAUGGAAACAGCCCAGAUGCCCAUGAAUGAAUAAGCUGUGGUCCACCCAAAGCACGGGGUGCCACCUAGCCAUGAAAAGGAGCGAAGCCCCGACACGCUUCCACAGGCAUGAGGCCGGAAAGCGUGACGCUCAGUGCAAAGAGCCAGGCACGAUGACCACAUCCUCUAUGCCUCCACGUGUGCAGAGUGCCCAGAGCAGGCAAACCCACAGAGACAGGAGGUAGGUUAGUGGCAGCAGGGGGCUGGGGAUGACAGCCUAAGAGCAGGGGCCUUCCUUUCUGUCCCUGAAACCCAGUGGUGAGGGUACACGCCUCUGUGGAAUUGUACAGCACAUGCGGGACAUCAAUGAAGCUGUUACAAACUAAAAAGAAAAAAAGAAGAGCAAUUUUUAAAAAGGAAAACGACACAAAAUCCAGACUGAGAAAUAUUCAUGACUGCAUGAAACUGUAAAAGAAGUAUGUGAAAAAUACUAUAAACCAAACUAAAAAAUGGAAGGCAAAAUAGAAAAUAUUUGCCAUACAUAUGAAAAAGAGAUGAUUCUUUUCCUAUAUAAAGAAUGUUUACAAAUCCGCGAGCAGGGGCGGGGAGACCGGAGGAGCACAGCUCAGAGCCAGAUGGAAGGCACGAUGUUCCCACCCACAAGCAGCCACUAGGCCACGGGGCCAAAGGGCA
Messenger RNA from Manis pentadactyla (Chinese pangolin), 2459 nucleotides. It is a transcript of the gene SLURP2, whose product is annotated as secreted LY6/PLAUR domain containing 2. Bases 291 to 830 code for a protein of 179 amino acids. Lineage: Eukaryota; Metazoa; Chordata; Mammalia; Pholidota; Manidae. The transcript has a single exon. The record is from RefSeq and is a predicted model, not a curated record.